UCAGUAUACAUACCAGUUGAAGGCUGAGAAAACGAUAGCAGCAACACCGCAGCUGUAGAAGGUGCCGUGACGGCCGACCCACCACGCGUUGCCCCACCGAGAGGCUACGGCAACAAAAGCCGCGAACCAGAAGUUGAUGUGAUGGAGGCGCUACGGCUACGCGAUGGAUGGCUGCAGGGGACUACGGGCGGGUACGAUGGAAUGUGGCUGCAGAUGGUCUUCGCUACCGAAAGUCGAAUUUUGGACUGUUGCUGUAGGCGGAGGUUUGUGUAGAGCGACUUGGGGAAGGCUGCAAAACGGCAGCAGCCUGGUUCUUUAUGCCUUCACACAGCCUGCGAGCGAUGAUGCUGCCACGACCCUCGCCCUUCUUGAUUUCCCUGAAACCGACGUCACCGCCCAGUGGCGCAUGAUCAGGAUGCCACCUGUGCUGCUGCUCAUUGGUCAAUCGCCGUCAUCCCAGCCCUUAGCGCCAGUAGUGAUGCGACGCGUUGCACAACCUUCUCGCAUCUUCUCGUCUUUGUCCUGGCCUUGUCACCCCACGAUUCAUUCAAUUUGUGCCUAUCUUCCCUCUAAAAUAUUCUGUAACUUGACAGCUUUAUUUUCGGACGCGUUGGGCCCUUGUUUCAAUACCAAAGUCCUUCAACCGGUGUUUGGGCCGCUUCGUCAAACAUAUGUGGCGGUGCACGGUUUCAUUUUUACAGCCUGCGACGUGACGCGGCCAAGGAUAGGCCGGAGUAUCGGCAGGUACAGCGCAGCGCAGCGCAGUACCACGCACACACCGUAUACUACACAGUCAAGUCCCUAGAAUCUGAGCAUUCACAAUACACUGCACUACACACGACUGACAAUGAAUCGACGCACGUGUUUGACAAUCUUCAUAAUGCGAGAUGCAUCAAACAAAAGACGAAAAGCUAUGUCUCGCCAAGUAUCGUCUCCGCCAGUCUCUCCUUCCACUCUCAUAGACUCUGAGCAGAACAUAGCCACGAUAUCGCGUCAUGAUAGCAUUAAUUCGGCACAGGACUUGGAGGUUGCCGAGUUGAGGAGACAGAUCGAAAAGCUUCAAGCGACAGAAACCAGUCUAAUAUGGCAAUGCGAUGAGGCAU
Messenger RNA from Alternaria alternata, 1103 nucleotides. RefSeq lists its product as hypothetical. The transcript is spliced from 3 exons. Bases 164 to 805 code for a protein of 213 amino acids. The record is from RefSeq and is a predicted model, not a curated record. NCBI's taxonomy places the organism in Eukaryota, Fungi, Ascomycota, Dothideomycetes, Pleosporales, Pleosporaceae.